GUAUCUUAGCCGAAUUUAACGAUUUAAUCUCGUCGAUUGUAUCGGAUACCCCCUUCUUUAUUUCUGGUAUGUCGGGAUGAGGUCCGGAAAUCGUGCUGUGGAGGUAUAUUGACGUAGCAGCAGCGAAAACAAGUGAGAUACUAGUCAUGCCCAAAGCAGAGUCAUUUUUUGAUGCAGAUAGCUCUGCUCGAAGUUGUUGUAGGUCCGUAUCCAAUUGCAUAGCCCGUUUUGCCAGCGAAAUAAGACUUAGGGACCCACUCGAACAUUGCUCAGUCUUCCAGGAACGAAGCUCAGAAAUUGAUCGUAUGAAUUUCAGUACGGCCCUGGAGCACCCGCAAAUGCUACCGCUAUCGAAAUCCGGCAUGUAAGAGUUAAAUGAAUCAAGAGAAAGAGAAAGCUUUGUUUGACCCCAUGUGC
This is a messenger RNA of Talaromyces proteolyticus, 417 nucleotides long. RefSeq lists its product as uncharacterized. The transcript has a single exon. Lineage: Eukaryota; Fungi; Ascomycota; Eurotiomycetes; Eurotiales; Trichocomaceae. The coding region runs from base 147 to 368 and encodes 73 amino acids. The record is from RefSeq and is a predicted model, not a curated record.